CCCACUCGGUUGCCGCCUGGCGCGGGCGCGCUGCGCAGCGUGUCGUGUUCUCCGCCCUUCCUUCCCGCGGCGCUCGAGGUACCAUGGCGGAUCCUCGCGUGAGGCAGAUCAAGAUCAAGACCGGCGUAGUGAAGCGAUUGGUCAAAGAAAAGGUGAUGUAUGAAAAAGAAGCAAAACAGCAAGAAGAAAAGGUUGAAAAAAUGAAAGCUGAAGAUGGUGAAAAUUAUGCCAUUAAAAAGCAGGCGGAGAUCCUGCAAGAGUCCCGGAUGAUGAUCCCUGAUUGCCAGCGCAGGUUAGAGGCUGCAUAUACUGAUCUUCAGCAGAUAUUAGAAAGUGAAAAAGACUUGGAAGAAGCAGAAGAAUACAAAGAAGCACGUUUAGUACUGGAUUCAGUGAAGUUAGAAGCCUAAAACUUUCCUGUACAGGGUGGGGGUUUUUGUGAGGGUUUUUUUUUUUUUUUUUUUUUUGCACUAAAUCCUGGGGUCCAUUCUAUACUUCAUUAUUUUCGAGACCACUGCUGUGUGCUUAGUAAUAUGAGGAUGAUUCUUUUUAUGCAAUUGCAUAUAUUUUCUUUGCAUAACUUACUACAUCAAAUAAAUGAGUUCAUCAAAUAAAA
This is a messenger RNA of Jaculus jaculus (lesser Egyptian jerboa), 616 nucleotides long. RefSeq names its product tubulin folding cofactor A (gene Tbca). Gene Ontology annotation, cellular component: microtubule cytoskeleton; cytosol. The transcript has 4 exons. Bases 84 to 410 code for a protein of 108 amino acids. The record is from RefSeq and is a predicted model, not a curated record. Gene Ontology annotation, biological process: post-chaperonin tubulin folding pathway; tubulin complex assembly. NCBI's taxonomy places the organism in Eukaryota, Metazoa, Chordata, Mammalia, Rodentia, Dipodidae. Gene Ontology annotation, molecular function: beta-tubulin binding.